Molecule: messenger RNA, 1207 nt
Organism: Pollicipes pollicipes
Lineage: Eukaryota; Metazoa; Arthropoda; Thecostraca; Pollicipedomorpha; Pollicipedidae
Product: estradiol 17-beta-dehydrogenase 8
Exons: 3
Coding region: 277-1014 (245 amino acids)
Biological process (GO): fatty acid biosynthetic process
Molecular function (GO): quinone binding; oxidoreductase activity, acting on the CH-OH group of donors, NAD or NADP as acceptor
Source: RefSeq, a predicted model, not a curated record
CAUACCCUGCGAAAAUCAGAAUUACACUGUGACACCAGUGAACACAGAUUGUUCAUGCUGCUUAAUGUCAUAAUGAAAUUGAAUGACUUGAUUUCAUAAUUAUUUUUCUUUUCUGUAGAUGGUGUCAAAAAAUCCCAUGAAGUACACUGGCAUGAACCAGUCAAAUUUUUGUCCCGAGGGUCGGCCACUUUAUAUCAAGAUUCCGAGCCAUUCAGAAAUAUUACGAGAAAACUGGGUUUUCUGAUCAAAUCCUACGCGUCUGAUUUGACAACAGCCAUGUUGACUGGGAAGCUUGCUCUGGUCACCGGCGGUGGCUCUGGCAUCGGCCGAGCCGUAUGUCAAGUCAUGGCGCGAGAGGGCGCCCGCAUAGUGGCCGCAGACAUCAACGAAGCUUCGGCUAAGGAGACGGCUGCGAUGCUGGGCGGUGCCGAGCACGUGGGCGUGCCCAUGGACGUGACGUCGGAGGAGUCCGUGGCAGCGGUGGUCAGCGGGGUGCGCGAGAAGUUCGGCUCACCCGCCUCGUGUGUCGUCAACUGCGCUGGCAUCACCAAGGACUGCUUUCUGCGGGACAUGAGUGUUGAGACGUUCAUGCAGGUCAUUGACGUCAACUUGAAAGGCACGUUCCUGAUCACGAGGCUGACCGCAAACGCCAUGAUUGACGCUAAAGUAGGCGGGUCAAUUGUCAACAUCGCGAGCAUCGUCGGCAAGGGCGGCAACAUCGGCCAGUGCAACUACACAGCCAGUAAGGCCGGCGUGGAAGGGUUCACGCGGACCGCAGCCAAGGAGCUGGGUCGCAAGGGCAUUCGCUGCAACGCCAUCCUGCCCGGCUUCAUCGACACGCCGAUGGUGAGCUAUGUACCGGACAAGGUGAUGGAGAAGCUGCUGCCGCUGAUCGUGCUGGGCCGGCCCGGGCGGCCCGAGGAGGUGGCCGAGCUGGCCGCCUUUCUCGCCUCUGAGCGGGCCUCGUACAUGACCGGUGCUAGCGUCGAGGUCACGGGCGGGUACGGUAUGUGAGCCGUGCUGCCCGCGCCAAGCUCGCCAACAGCGUGGCGCUUACAUUAGAGGUGUAGUUUCGGAAAAUAAUUUGGAGGUUGAGCAUGACAAAUGGCAAACAUGCACCCAAAAUGGAAUCCUCUCUGUCUCUCUCUCCCUCUCUCUCUCGUCUCUCUUUCUCUCUCUUGCGACUCUCUCUCUCUCUCUCUCUCUC